Molecule: messenger RNA, 1480 nt
Organism: Cicer arietinum (chickpea)
Lineage: Eukaryota; Viridiplantae; Streptophyta; Magnoliopsida; Fabales; Fabaceae
Product: plant cysteine oxidase 2
Molecular function (GO): oxidoreductase activity, acting on single donors with incorporation of molecular oxygen, incorporation of two atoms of oxygen
Source: RefSeq, a predicted model, not a curated record
UUGCAAACUUAGCCCCUGGUUUUCUGACUUCUCUCUUUGCAUAAUCCAACUGUUUUCUCUCUCUCAACUAACCCCUUUUUUUUUUCUUCUACUUCUUCUUCCUCUUUUAUAUCAAAUGUCAAUCCACAAUCUUCACCCACCUUCACAAUUUUUCAUUUCUAUUAUCAUUAUUACUACAACAAUUUUCACUCUUUUUUCAUCCUUAAUCUCAACAAAAAAAAAAAAAACACCAACAAUAACAUCAUCAUCAACAUCAACAACAACUUGUGCAACAAAAAAUCUCCUAGGAACAGCAAAAAAAAUUGGUGCUCAAAGUUAAGAGCUUUAUAUUAUUAUAGCUGUUGGUUUUGGUUUGAAUGGGGAUUGAGAGAACUUUGGCUGAUAGAAAAAGAAGAGAUUUUUGUGAAUUGCCAAAAGAAACAAUUACUAGCAGCAAGUCAAGGAGGAACCGGCGGCGUCAGAAGAAGACGACGCCGCCGGUUCAAAAGCUAUUUGAGACUUGUAAAGAAGUCUUUGAAUCUGUUGAGACAGGAAUUGUUCCUCCAACUCAGGACAUUGACAAGUUACGGUCUGUUCUAGAUGGAAUAAAACCAGAAGAUGUUGACUUGAAACCUGAUAUGCCAUAUUUCAGGGAAAAUGCUUCUCACAGAAGGCCAAAAAUUACAUAUUUACACAUUUAUGAGUGUGAGAAGUUCUCAAUGGGAAUAUUUUGUUUGCCACCUUCUGGUGUUAUUCCUCUGCAUAAUCACCCUGGAAUGACAGUAUUUAGUAAGCUUCUUUUUGGAACUAUGCACAUCAAAUCAUAUGAUUGGGUUGUUGACUUGCCUCCUGAAUCUCCUACCAUUGUCAAACCCUCAGAAAGCCAAAUUCCUGAGUUGAGAUUAGCCAAAAUAAAGGUUGAUGAUGAUUUCACUGCACCUUGCAACCCUUCUAUCUUAUAUCCUGAAGAUGGUGGAAACUUGCAUUGUUUCACAGCAGUGACAGCAUGUGCAUUUCUUGAUGUUCUUGGUCCUCCAUAUUCUGAUUUUGAAGGAAGACACUGCACAUACUACACUAAUUACCCCUUUUCAAACUUUUCAGUGGAGGGACUAUCUAUACCAGAAGAGGAGAAGAAAGCAUAUGAAUGGCUACAAGAAAAGGACCAACUUGAAGAUUUAAAAGUUGAAGGAAAAAUGUACAGUGGUCCAACAAUUGUGGAGAAUUAGAUAAUCAAAUUCUCUCAAAAACAUACACACCAUCUUUUUUAUUCUUGUAAUCAUUUUCUGCUUUCAAAUGUCCCUACAGAAAAAAAAAAUAUUAGAGAGGAAAAAUUCUAUCAAUCUUUUGAGGAUUUCAUGCUGCUUUUCUGUUUUAUUGUAUUUUUUUUUAGUGUUUUUUUUUUUUUUUCUAUUUUAUUUUUAAUUUUCUUUAUGGAACAACAAAUUGCCACUUUGGUGGUGCUAUUUUCGGUCUAUAUGUUAUAUAGUUUUUCUUUUGUACA